AUGGCUGUGGCCAACGCUUCGGCCACGGGGAACUCGGCCGUGCCUCCGCGGCAGUUCCGCCGCUCCUCCACCGCCACCCCUCAAACCUUCAGCUCCCUCUUGAGGAAAAGAUCAUCCCUCAAUUUGCCCGAUAAAUUUCACAUCACAAGAAGAAGGGAUUUCAAUUUAUCUAGCCGCUGCAGCUGCAAUCUCGAGGACGGCGCCGAUUGUGGCGGCGAUGGUGUGGGUUUCUAUUCUUCGUCCUCGCCUUGUUCAUCGUCAUCGCCGUCUGAGGAUUGGGACUGGAACAGGUGGACCCGCCAUUUUUCUGAGGUCGAGCAGGCUGAGAACUAUGCCUCUGUUCUCAAGUUUCAGUUAGAGGAUGCAAUAGAGAAGGAAGACUUUGGGGAAGCUGCUAAGUUGAAGACAGCCAUUGCAGAGACUACAUCCAAAGACAGUAUUGCUGAAAUUAUGUCUGAGUUGAAGAGUGCAAUUGACGAAGAGCGUUACCAUGAUGCUUCGAGAUUAUGCCGAAAUACAGGAAGUGGACUGAUUGGUUGGUGGGUUGGCUAUUCAAAGGACUUGGGUGACGGGACAUUAGUGCAGAUCACACCCGGAACAGGCAGAUUUAUAGGAAAAUGUUAUAGUCCAAGGCAGUUGAUCACAACAUCUCCUGGAACUCCACUGUUUGAGAUAUUUGUUGUUAAGGACAACGAAGGAUAUAAAAUGCAGGUCGCAUUUCUAAAAACGGUCAAAGGAAAUUCAGCAAAUUCGAGCUCCUCGACUGAUAAAUCCACCAAAGGGUCCUCCGUGGUUGAAGACAAAAAUUCAUCCAUAAUUGAUGUGGAAAAAGGAGAAGAUAAGAACAUUGAUUUGGAAGAAGGUACCGAGGAAGGAAUAAAGAGCGUCAUAAAUUUUCUAAAUGAAAAAAUCCCAGAACUUAAGUUCAAAGUGACACGGGUCGACAUUACUACUGAGGAUAUGAUCGAGGAUAAUUUGAAACAGUUUAUUGAAGAAGAAAAUGAGAACGAAACCAAUGAUAAAGUUAACACAGAAGAUAGUGAUAACGAUAACACAGAUCGAGCUUCAGCACAAGAAAAUGGUGAGUCAAUAGAAAACGCAGGUGAUUUAGACGUAAAGCUCUACAUUGGAGGUGUGUUGCAUAAUAGAGAAGACAGUCUCGCUAAGGAUGAGUAUGUUCGUGUUCCGGCUGAUAUUGAGAAUGUUGAGAGGGAUUCAUUUGUGUUGCAUAUUCAUGAGGGAUAUCACGAUAAUAAUAAUGAUAAUACUGAAGAAGAUAGUGUGUCUAAAGAUAAGGUGGCUGCACUAGUUUCACAAGGUAUUUCGGAACUUAUGCCUCCUGAGGUUGCCAAUGCAUUUUGGAGCUCGGAUAAAGUUUCUCCUAAGGUCUCCAAAGACAUACGUGAACUAGUGAAGCGUGCAGUCAGUCAAGCACAGAAACGAAAUAAACUGUCCGAGUAUACUAAUUUUAGUCGGAUCGUGACUUACAAUGGUGAUUUAGAUCCUUUCGAUGGACUUUAUGUUGGUUCUUUUGGCCCACAUGGACCUGAGGUCAUACAAUUAAGGCGUAAAUAUGGUAAUUGGAACACACAUAAAGAUGAUAUGUCUUCUGAUGUUGAUUUCUUCGAGUACGUAGAGGCUGUCAAGCUGACUGGAUAUAUGAAUCUUCCUGCCGGGCAGGUAGCAUUUCGUGCUAAAAUAGGGAAGGCAAAUCGCAUUACUAAGGGAAAAUUGUACUCACGUGAACUAGGAGUCGUUGCAAGUUACAAAGGCCAAGGAAGAAUUGGGAAGUUCGGGAUUCGAGACUCCAAGUGGGUCGAAGGCGAGCUUCUCCAACUCGAUGGCAGGACUUUGGGACCAUAUAUCAAUGGUGCGAAUUUGGGUUUUCUUUAUACUGUCCGCAAACAACAAAGCGUUCUCGUGCUUUUCCACCGUCUAAAACUUCCCGAGUGA
Molecule: messenger RNA, 1953 nt
Organism: Striga hermonthica
Lineage: Eukaryota; Viridiplantae; Streptophyta; Magnoliopsida; Lamiales; Orobanchaceae
Source: the annotation of a GenBank genome assembly